Polyodon spathula (Mississippi paddlefish) is the source of this 6401-nucleotide messenger RNA. Its product is annotated as DENN domain-containing protein 5A-like. Lineage: Eukaryota; Metazoa; Chordata; Actinopteri; Acipenseriformes; Polyodontidae. The record is from RefSeq and is a predicted model, not a curated record. Bases 197 to 4171 code for a protein of 1324 amino acids. The transcript has 24 exons. Gene Ontology annotation, molecular function: guanyl-nucleotide exchange factor activity; small GTPase binding.
CUGUGCUCUUUGGUCGCUUGGCUGCUGAAAACAGCUGUGCAGGAGCACCCACAAUGCAGCUCGAGCUCUUCUCUCAGUCCUAUUCUGGUGCUAGUAGUGCAUUCAUAAUAUAAUGGCAGCAGGAGGGGGUUCUUGGACACCCCGAUGUGUAGUUUACUGAGACAGGGAGAAAGGGACGCUGUAGCCAAGCCUCAAAAUGACCACCGGGUUCAGCUCCAACUCCUGCCGAUUCGCAGACUACUUCGUCAUCUGCGGGCUGGAUACAGAAACCGGGCUGGAGCCGGACGAACUCUCCGCAUUAUGUGAGUUUAUACAGGCUUCUAAAUUGAGAGAUGGGGCCGGACGAUUCACUGCGAGUGGCGAUGAAGGGGAGAAUUUUGAGCAGAGCCCUUUAAGGAGAACAUUUAAAUCCAAAGUGUUGGCUCACUACCCUGAGAAUGUGGAAUGGAGUCCUUUUGACCAAGAUGCUGUGGGAAUGCUCUGCAUGCCCAAAGGCCUUUCCUUCAGGACCCAGGCUGACAACAGAGACCCUCAGUUCCAUUCCUUCAUUAUCACCCGGGAGGAUGGCUCCAGGACUUACGGAUUUGCUCUCACCUUCUACGAGGAGGUCACCAGCAAACAGAUCUGCAGUGCCAUGCAGACCCUGUACCACAUGCACAACGCGGACCAGUAUGACAUCCUCCAUACCUCACCCACCACCGGGAAAGACAGCGCCAGCCACGGGACGCCUGUGACGAAACUGCAGCGCUUCAACUCCUACGACAUCAGCAGAGACACGCUGUACGUCUCCAAAUGCAUCUGCUUGAUUACGCCCAUGUCCUUUUUCCAGGCUUGCAGGAAAAUACUGCAACAACUCCACCAAGCUGUGACUUCCCCCCAGCCGCCCCCUCUGCCGCUGGAAAGCUACAUCUUCAACAUCCUCUACGAGGUUCCCCUGCCUCCCUCCGGCAGGUCUUUGAAAUUCUCAGGUGUAUACGGACCAAUUAUAUGCCAGAGACCAAGCACCAGUGAACUGCCGCUCUUUGACUACCCUGUUAAUGAAGUGUUUGAGCUGUUGGGCGUGGAAAAUGUCAUACAGCUCUUCACCUGCGCACUGCUGGAGAUCCAGAUACUACUGUAUUCCCAGCAUUACCAGAGAUUGAUGACGGUGGCGGAGAGCGUCACGGCUUUAAUGUUUCCAUUCCAGUGGCAGCACGUCUACGUUCCCAUUCUCCCUGCCUCACUCCUGCAUUUCCUGGAUGCCCCUGUACCUUACAUGAUGGGCUUGCACUCCAACGGACAUGACGACAGGUCCAAACUGGAGCUCCCCCAGGAGGCCAACCUGUGUUUUGUGGAUGUCGACAACCACUUCAUUGAACUGCCCGAGGAUUUGCCGCAGUUUCCCAACAAACUGGAGUUUAUUCAGGAAAUCUCCGAGGUCUUGAUGGCUUUUGGAAUACCUCCAGAAGGGAACCUGCACUGCAGUGAAAGUGCCUCCAAGCUGAAAGGUCUCCGGUCCAGGGACAUCGCAUCUGACAAGCGCAACGGGAACAUUGCAGGCUCCCCUAUGAACUCCUGCGCCCUGCUGAAGGAAAACGAGACCAUAGCCAGGCUGCAGGCUCUCGUCAAAAGAACUGGUGUCAGCUUAGAGAAGCUUGAGCUGAGGGACGAGGAGGAGGCGAGCAGCAACAAGGACCUGAAAGUGCAGUGUGACGAGGAGGAGCUCCGGGCGCACCAGCUCAACAUCCAGCUGCGAGAGGUCUUUGCCAACCGAUUCACCCAGAUGUUUGCGGAUUACGAGGUGUUUGUGAUCCAGUCCAGUCAGGACAAGGAGUCCUGGUUCAGCAACAGGGAGCAGAUGCAAAACUUCGAUAAAGCCUCCUUCCUGUCUGAUCAGCCCGAGCCGUACCUGCCUUUCCUCUCCAGGUUCCUCGAGACACAGAUGUUUGCUUCCUUCAUCGACAUGAAAAUCAUGGGCCAUGAUGACGAGGAUAAGGACCCCAUCAUGAAGGUCUUUGACUCGAGAGUGGAUAAGAUCCGCAUGCUGAACGUCAGGACCCCGACGCUGCGGACCUCAAUGUACCAGAAGUGCACAGCGAUAGACGAAUCGGAAAAAGCCAUAGAAAUGAGGUUGGCAAAGAUUGAUCACACUGCGCUGCAUCCACAUCUCCUGGACAUGAAGAUUGGGCAGGGGAGAUAUGAACAUGGAUUCUUCCCCAAACUGCAGUCUGAUGUACUGUCUGCAGGACCGACCAGCAACAAAUGGGCAAAGAGAAGCGCUCCUGCGCAGUGGAGGAGGAGGGACAGACAGAAGCAGCAUGCUGAACACCUGUACCUGGACAAUGAUCAGAGAGAGCAUGAGGAUUGUCUAAUCUCGGAGCUGCCCUUGCUGUUGCAUUUAGAAUGGGACUGGCAUGAGCAUCCUCUCAGGCCAUCAGUACAAUCUGUGUCACAGUUUGAUCUGAAGUACGUUCAAGAAGCAAGAAACCUGGGAACUACAAUUCGCCAACCAAAGCUGUCCAACCUCUCCCCCUCUGUGAUUGCUCAGACCAACUGGAAGUUUGUGGAGGGUUUGCUGAAGGAGUGCAGAAACAAGACAAAGAGGAUGCUGGUUGAGAAAAUGGGUCGGGAAGCAGUGGAGCUGGGGCACGGGGAGGUCAAUAUUACAGGGGUGGAGGAGAACACACUCAUAGCCAGCCUGUGUGAUCUGCUGGAGAGGAUAUGGAGCCAUGGGCUGCAGGUCAAACAGGGUAAAUCUGCCUUGUGGUCCCACAUGUUACAUUAUCAAGAAAGCAAAGAGAAUAAAGAAGCCAUUUCAUUGGGCUUGUGUACCUCAGGCCUCAUCCAUGACCCUGAGAGGAGGAAAUCCGACACUGGGCUUGUAAUGCCACCGCUCAAGGUCUCGCUCAUAAAGGAUAUGAGGCACAUCCAGAAUAUCAGCGAGAUCAAAACAGACGUUGGGAAGGCCAGGGCCUGGGUCCGGCUCUCCAUGGAGAAGAAGCUGCUGUCCAGACACCUCAAACAGCUCCUCUCUGACCACGAGCUUACAAGGAAGCUCUACAAACGCUAUGCCUUCCUGCGCUGUGAUGAUGAGAAGGAGCAGUUCCUGUACCACCUCCUGUCGUUCAACGCGGUGGACUACUUCUGUUUCACCAACGUCUUCACGACAGUCUUGAUCCCAUACCAUGUGCUAAUUAUUCCCAGCAAGAAGCUGGGAGGCUCCAUGUUUACAGCCAACCCCUGGAUCUGUAUCUCCGGAGAGCUGUCUGAGACGGGAGUCCUGCAGAUCCCCAAAAACAACCUGGAGAUGACCUUUGAGUGCCAAAACCUUGGGAAACUGACAACAAUACAGAUUGGACAUGAUAACUCAGGGAUCUAUGCUAAGUGGCUGGUAGAAUGGGUCAUGGUCAGGAAUGAAAUAACUGGACACGCAUACAAGUUUCCGUGUGGGAGGUGGCUUGGGAAGGGAGUGGACGAUGGAAGUCUGGAGAGAAUCCUGGUGGGAGAGCUUGUAACCCCCGGCACCGAGAGUGAUGAGCGGCUGUGUCGGACACCACCCCUGCAGCAGUCCCCCAGCAUGAUCAGGAGAUUUGUUACUAUCUCACCAAACAGCAAACCAAAGUUAAAUACAGGGCAGAUCCAGGAGUGUGUGGGUGAAGCGAUCAAUGGGAUUGUCAAGCAUUUCCAUAAACCAGAGAAAGAGAGGGGCAGCCUAACACUGCUGCUGUGUGGAGAGUGUGGUCUGGUCUCAGCCUUAGAGCAAGUGUUCCAGCAUGGGUUCAAGUCUCCCCGGCUCUUCAAAAAUGUCUUUAUUUGGGAUUUAUUAGAAAAAGCACAGGUAUAUUUUGAGAGUCUUGAUCAGCAGGAAAUGAACCAAGAUGAGAACUGGCAGACGAGAGCAAGAAACUUCUGUCGAUUCAUGGGUGCCAUUAACAGAACCCCAAGGAGCAUUGGGAAGGAUGGCAAGUUUCAGCUGUUCAAAUUGUUAAUUACUUGUCUCUUCCUCAGGGAUCAUCUGUUGCACCACUGGAUUGCACUUCUCGCUGACUGCCCAAUCACUGCACAGAUGUAUGAGGACAUGGCUCUGAUAAAAGACCACACUCUUGUGAACUCCCUUAUCAGGGUGCUACAAACACUGCAGGAGUUUAACAUCACUUUGGAGUCAUCUCUGGUUAAAGGGAUAUGUAUCUAGGGGGGUGUGACUACACCAAGCACCUCAACCAAUUGGAACAGUGGGGAAUCCUUCAAAUAGAAUUUGUCAUGCAAGAGAGACUUCAACAGAGGACUUUUUUUUAAAGCUACGGUAUUUUUUUCCCAUAUAUAAAGUGCAAUGAGCCUUUUAAAAUGCGUAAUGCUUGUCGUGAAACAUGCCAAGCUGUUACAAGCUUUUUAUUUUGUGUGGUAACCCUUUAUUCACUCUUUUAUGUUUACCAGUAGCUUUUGUUUUUGUGAAUUGACAGUAACAGCUGUGUUAAAAUGCAAUGUUAAUAUAUUUUAAAAAAAGAACAGUAUUAUUUUGGUAUGUUUGACCAGUUGCACUAAUGUUGAAACUUUACGUUCCAAGUUUAAGUCAGUCAGAAACUUUCACAGUCAGAAAGCUGAGCUCUAAGCAAAUCAGUUAGAAGUAUACUUUAUAAGUAUUAAUGUUGAGGGGAUAGGAUUUUUAAUUUAUACAAAUAUAAAUUGAAAAAUAGUUUUAUAUACCUUGCAAUAUAAAUGCACGGAUCUGAUGAGUUUUCAAAAUAAUUUCAGUGCACGACGUAUCUUAUUAAGCUUUCAAAUUUUAUUUUAAAUAUAUUCAUCAAAAACCUAGAUUGAGGGGGCUCUCAAGUGGCACAUCCAGUAAAGGCACUCCGUGUGGAGUGCAGGAUGUGCCCCAUAGCCUGGAGAUCGCAGGGAUGGCUUAGGUUGGCAGGGCAAUCCCCCUGUGGCUGAUAGGGCACCUGCUGGUGUUUCAACCUCCGUUUCCCAAGUUGCCAGGGCGUUGCAGCAGUGAACUGGGGUAAAUAUAAUUGGGUAUUCCAAAUUGGGGGGAAACCCCCCCCCCCCCCAAAAAAACUAGAUUGAAAUAAGUCCUUGUAAAGUGUUUUCUUCACUUUUGUCACAAUUUGCAUUGUAGAAUUUAAUUGGGGAAAAGCAAUUUAUUUGAUUUGGGAACCCCUGUUUACUGUACAGAUACCUAACCCAAGAUAGUUCCUCUGAAAUAUCUUCUUUUCUGAUUCAUACCCAAUAAACAAAGCAUUCAAAAGAAUAUUUGGUUCAACUUAUUUUAAAAUGAGUUGUUUUUGGAGAGUUUUCUGUUCACUUCUCAGUUCUCAAGCUCAUCCAAAUGUCUGUUUGUAUUCCAUUUUUCUGAACUUUUGACUUAUGACAUAUUUCACCGACUUUCCCACUAAUUUAGGUCUAGACCUUAAAUCUUAUUGCUGCUUGUUGCCAUUUUGCAGACCACACUAAUGGAAAUGAGUAAUAUAAAAUGAUGAAUAGAUGAUAGCCUUCAAAAAGUGUUUAUAUUCUUUAAAAAAAUGUACCUACAUAAUUUAUGUCCUGUAAAUGUUUGAGUUAGAGCAGAAGGCAACCUCUGUGGCUAUGUUUCAUGUGGCUGUGUUUGUCAACACAUUUAUAAAGAGACAAUGCAGGAUUAUUAUUCAAACCUGAGCCUUUUGCUUCCCAUUCUAGUACUUUAAAUGCUGGGAUAUGAAGCCCUGGCAAAUUAUUAAGCUAUGAAUUCAAUAUGGGCCCUAUUCUCACUUGGUUUACGUGCUGGAAUACAAGCUUACAUGCCAAUAUAUGGUAUUGUAUUUACCAUUCAUGGGCAUGUACACCCUUCUUCCAAUGCAUAAAUCAACCCAGAAUAGACCCCUAUGUGAAUGUCUACAUUACAUGUACUGCCCAGGUGCUGAAGGAAAACUCCAUCAAAACAACGCCCCCUAUAGGAUUGUCACUGUCUGUGCUAUGCAAUACCGUUUAAAUGCUUGGAUAAUGCUGCUAUUCCAUCUGCCUUCAAAUGGUACCAGCUUAAAUGAUAAGCCGAUUGGAGCAUUUCUUAUUGUUAUAUUAUCUUGUAAUGUUUCUUUCGCCUAAUGAAGCUAUGUUCUGUAGUGUAAUAUAUGUGGUUUAAUGUGUACAGUGUAUAAAAUGUAAUACAAUUUUUAAAAACAAACAAAACAUGAGUGACAAGGUCUGUAUGGAAAACUGUAUUGUAUAUUUUUACAUGAUGAACUUGCUCUAGACGUGCUGUAGAUUGCAGCUAACAGUGUUACCUGGGGAGUGGUUUUAUAGAAGGAGAUAUUUUUUAUCUUUUAGCUACUCUGGGUUCUAUCAAUAUUAUUAAUGAACUGUAGCUCUGUGCUGUAGAGAUGGUCUUCAGUAGUUACACAUGUACUUUAAACUGCCCUUAUAAAUAAAUGGUAAACAUUUCCUAA